This is a messenger RNA of Microplitis demolitor, 1801 nucleotides long. RefSeq names its product trimeric intracellular cation channel type 1B.1. Bases 198 to 1025 code for a protein of 275 amino acids. The record is from RefSeq and is a predicted model, not a curated record. The transcript is spliced from 6 exons. Gene Ontology annotation, molecular function: identical protein binding; potassium channel activity. Lineage: Eukaryota; Metazoa; Arthropoda; Insecta; Hymenoptera; Braconidae. Gene Ontology annotation, cellular component: membrane. Gene Ontology annotation, biological process: potassium ion transmembrane transport.
UGUGUGUGUAUGAAGCCUCUCAGUCUCAGUAUAAGAGACAGUAUACGACUGCAGUCGGAUCAUUAACAGUUCGGCUAAAUUAUAAUAAUAAAAUUGUCUAGUUUUUAAAUUUAUUUAUAUAUUUAUUUGUUACUGACAUAAAAUUUAUAUUUUAAAAAAAACUAAAUUAUAUAUUAAUAUUGUAAUUUUUCGUAAUUAUGGAUCCCGAGGCAUUUUUAGAUUUGGCCAAUCAGGUCAUUAAAUUAAAAAUGUUUCCGUAUUUCGAUAUCGCACAUAGUGUAUUGUGUGCGCUGCACGUCAGAGAGGAUUUAGGACCCGGGGCACAAGCAUUUUCACGUAAACAUCCGAUAUCAUGUUGGCUGUCAACAAUGCUAGUUGUAUUUGCCGGUGGUAUGUUAUGCAAUGGAUUAUUAGGUGAGCCAAUAUUGGCCCCAUUGAAAAAUACACCCCAAGUAUUUGUUGCAACAGUUGUAUGGUAUGUGAUAUUUUAUACGCCCUUCGAUAUUGGUUACAAAAUUGCUAAAUUUUUACCUGUUAAAAUUUUAUUCUCUGCAAUGAAAGAAAUAUACAGAUGUAAAAAAGUUUACGAUGGUGUUACACACGCCGGAAAAUUAUAUCCAAGUGCGUAUCUUAUUAUGAUACUUAUUGGUACACUUAAAGGUAAUGGUGCUGGAUUUACAAAAUUAUUUGAACGCCUUAUUCGAGGUGUUUGGACACCGACUGCAAUGGAAUUUAUGCAACCUAGUUUCCCAACUAAAGCAUGUAUGGUUGCAUCUAUAAUAUUUGUCUUAGACAAAAAGACUGAUUUAAUAUCCGCGCCACAUGCUCUUGUAUACUUUGGUAUUGUUAUAUUCUUUAUAUACUUCAAGUUAUCAUCAAUUCUACUGGGUAUCCAUGAUCCGUUUGUACCAUUUGAGAACCUUAUCUGCCAAAUAUUUUUUGGCGGACUAAUGGAUCGUUUUACAAAAUUAUUUGGACGCGGACAAGUCAAAGAUGAAAAAGCUGAUGCCAAAAAAAAUAACUAAUUUAUUAAUUUUUUUUCUUUUUUUUUUUUUUCCAUUAUUUAUAUUCAUUCAUAUACACACACAUCUUAAUCUUCCUCUUCGCCUUCCGUUUUUUAAAAUUAAUCAUAAAUUUCACAACCGGAUUCAAAAAUUGAUUCUAGGAACUUUUAAAUUAUGUUAUUUUUUUUAAUUUUAAUAUGCCGACGAAGUUUUAUUCGAUUUAUAAUAAUAAUAGUUUAAUCAAAAUCUAGUCAUACUUCUAGUCACUUUUAAAUAUUUCAGGUAAUUGACGUAAUUAAAUUAAUCUUAACACUAAUAAUAAUAAUAAUAAUAAUAAUAAUAAUAAUAAUAAUAAUAAUAAUAUAUAAAUUGCUCAUUAAAAAAAAUUAUGAUAUAAAAAUGAAAUUUUUACAAGGAUAUUUUUAUACCAAUAAUAUGGUUCGAUCAUAAUAAAUAUCAAAUAAAAAUUAUAAGUAGCAUUAAAUAAUUAAAAAAAAAUGUCCAUUGUUUAAUUAAUAAAUUAAUUUUAAAAAAAAUAAAAUUUUUGAAAAAUAAUUAAUUGAUGUAAAUUUUGUGUGCGUGUGUGCAGCAUGAUAAAAUUCACUUUUAUUAAUGCUUCUUAUCAUUUCUUCUGUUUCUACAAAUCUUACUUUAACGAAACGUUCGGCUUAUCAAGGAAUUUCAAUUCAGAGAUUACGUUCAUCAGAACAGACAUUAUACAUCCAUCAUGUUUUUCAUUCCUACGUUUCUUCGAACGUAACUUUUAUGUCGUUCGUUUAUUCAUACGUGUCGUUUUA